GAACUAGAAAACAAGAUGAAAGAAUCGGAAAUAAAGCGAAAGCAGUAAUUGAUUAUAUCACGGAAAUUAAAAGGAUAGAGGUUUUGAGUGAUCUCACGGGGGUGAAAGAAAUUAAAAGUAAAACCAUCGAAAAUAUAAUUAGGUUACUUCCGAAGUUUGAAAAUGAAUUGCAGAAAUUACAGGAACUAGAAAACAAGAUGAAAGCGAAAGUAGUAAUCGAUUAUAUCGUGGAAAUUAAAAGGAUAGAGGUUUUGAGCGAUCUCAUGGGGGUGAAAGGAAUUAAAA
This is a messenger RNA of Ambispora leptoticha, 285 nucleotides long. NCBI's taxonomy places the organism in Eukaryota, Fungi, Glomeromycota, Glomeromycetes, Archaeosporales, Ambisporaceae. The record is from the annotation of a GenBank genome assembly.